GACGUCAUCCAGACGGGCCGGGCCACGCCCGGGCGAGGCGGGCGGGGCGGCGGCGGCGGGGCCGGGCGCGGAGCGGAGCGAUCAUGAGCACAGACGACUUGAUCGAGACUUUUCGGGUACAGCUGAGGGACGAUCCCGAUGUCGCCUCGGCCGUGGCCGCCAUCCGAGCGCUGCUGGGCUUCCUUAAGCAGGACCGAGGAGAGACCAUACAGGGCCUGAGGAGCAGCCUGCGGGCCGCCAUCGACACUCUGUCUCGAGUGGACUCCUCGGUGGCCGUCUCCUCCGGUGGAGAGCUCUUCCUGCGCUUCAUCAGCCUUACCUCGCUGGAGUACUCGGACUACUCCAAGUGCAAAGAAAUCAUGAUCGAGCGCGGGGAGAUCUUCCUGAGGAAAGUCUCUCUCUCAAGGAACAAAAUUGCCAAGCUAUGUCAUCCUUUCAUCAGAGAUGGUGCUCGAAUACUGACACAUGCCUACUCAAGAGUGGUUCUCAGAGUGCUAGAAGCAGCUAUUGAGUCAAAGAAGCGAUUCAGUGUUUACGUCACUGAAUCACAGCCAGAUCAAGCAGGGCAAAAAAUGGCAAAAGCCCUGAGGAAGCUGAACAUUCCAGUGACUGUGAUUCUGGAUGCUGCAGUUGGCUACAUUAUGGAGAAAGUGGACCUGGUGUUAGUUGGUGCUGAAGGUGUAGUUGAAAGCGGAGGCAUUAUUAACAAGAUUGGCACUAACCAAAUAGCUGUGUGUGCCAAAGCUCAGAACAAGCCAUUUUAUGUGGUAGCAGAAAGUUUCAAGUUUGUAAGGCUUUUCCCUCUAAAUCAGCAGGACGUCCCAGAUAAGUUUAAGUAUAAAGCAGACACUCUGAAAACAAGUCAGAAUCUAACACAGGAGCAUCCCUGGAUUGACUACACAUCACCAUCACUAAUUACCUUACUGUUUACAGACCUUGGUGUCUUAACUCCAUCAGCUGUCAGUGAUGAACUUAUUAAACUCUAUCUCUAAUAGAGGACUCAGUGUAUGGGAUCUAUCAUCUUCUUCAGUAACUGACAUGGUUGUAAGAACCUGGAAGAUCAUACAAGUUACAUGAACAUAAGUAGAUGACACUGUAAGGAUUCAUGUAAUUAUCAUCCUUCUUGGGAUUUUAAAGCUAAAGAUUACAUGUGGAUGGACCACUACUGGAAAAAAAACUAAUAUGCAAAUUACUACAACUUCUAAAGACCUAAAAUAAAUUAUUUCAGAGA
Pogoniulus pusillus (Red-fronted tinkerbird) is the source of this 1231-nucleotide messenger RNA. RefSeq names its product eukaryotic translation initiation factor 2B subunit alpha (gene EIF2B1). Gene Ontology annotation, cellular component: eukaryotic translation initiation factor 2B complex. Bases 84 to 992 code for a protein of 302 amino acids. Lineage: Eukaryota; Metazoa; Chordata; Aves; Piciformes; Lybiidae. The transcript is spliced from 9 exons. The record is from RefSeq and is a predicted model, not a curated record. Gene Ontology annotation, molecular function: translation initiation factor activity; guanyl-nucleotide exchange factor activity. Gene Ontology annotation, biological process: translational initiation.